Messenger RNA from Notolabrus celidotus (New Zealand spotty), 2618 nucleotides. RefSeq names its product adiponectin receptor 1a (gene adipor1a). The record is from RefSeq and is a predicted model, not a curated record. Gene Ontology annotation, cellular component: plasma membrane. Gene Ontology annotation, molecular function: signaling receptor activity. Gene Ontology annotation, biological process: adiponectin-activated signaling pathway. The transcript is spliced from 8 exons. Bases 157 to 1287 code for a protein of 376 amino acids. Lineage: Eukaryota; Metazoa; Chordata; Actinopteri; Labriformes; Labridae.
AAAGAGAGGUCUGGACUUCCGGAGAGGAUUGUGUUUUCGCAUAUCGAUAAAUAAUUCAUCUUCCUGGUUUGGACGCUACCUUGUCAGGAGGAAACUGAAGUGUACCAUCUGAAGCCGAACACAGGGACUGUGAGUGGGUCAUCAGGCAGUCUCCCUAUGUCAGGCCGAAACGGGUCUGCAAGUGAUGCAGACUGCCGGAUCUCUGAGGACUGCCGUGUCCCAGAUGUUGAGCUGAUGGAGCUGGGGCCGCUGCUGGAGGAGGCAGGAGGGCGGCAAUCGGCAUCCAAAGGCUUGCAUCCAGAGGGAGCGGCAAUGCUUGCUGAUGAGGAAGAGGAUGAUGAUGAGGUGGGAGAGGUCUUGACUUUACCACUUCAGGCUCACCAUGCCAUGGAGAAGAUGGAGGAGUUUGUACACAAAGUCUGGGAGGGGCGCUGGAGGGUCAUCCCUUUCCAUGUCCUUCCAGAGUGGCUGAAGGACAAUGAUUACCUCCUGCAUGGACACCGCCCUCCCAUGCCCUCAUUCAGAGCCUGCUUUGGAAGCAUCUUCAGAAUUCACACUGAGACAGGAAACAUCUGGACUCACCUGUUAGGGCUGAUCUUAUUCAUCUGUCUGGGCACGUUAACCAUGCUGCGGCCCAACAUGUACUUUAUGGCCCCGCUGCAGGAGAAAGUGGUGUUCGGGAUGUUCUUCCUGGGAGCUGUGCUCUGCCUGAGCUUCUCCUGGCUUUUCCAUACCGUGUACUGCCACUCUGAGAAAGUGUCUCGCACCUUCUCCAAGCUUGACUACUCGGGCAUCGCCCUCCUGAUCAUGGGCUCAUUCGUGCCCUGGCUGUACUACUCCUUCUACUGCUCCCCUCAGCCUCGACUUAUCUACCUCACCAUUGUUUGUGUCCUCGGCAUUGCUGCCAUCAUAGUGGCCCAGUGGGACCGGUUCUCUACACCUCGUCACAGACCCACAAGAGCAGGUGUCUUUAUGGGUCUUGGUCUAAGUGGGAUUGUCCCCACAAUGCAUUUCACCAUUGAGGAGGGCUUUGUUAAAGCCACAACAGUCGGACAAAUGGGUUGGUUCUACCUGAUGGGGGCCAUGUAUAUCACUGGUGCUGGUCUUUAUGCAGCUAGGAUCCCCGAGCGCUACUUUCCUGGCAAGUGUGACAUCUGGUUCCACUCUCAUCAGAUUUUUCACGUGCUGGUCGUGGCAGCGGCGUUCAUCCACUUCUACGGGGUUUCCAAUCUGCAGGAGUUCCGCUACGGACUCGAGGGAGGAUGCACAGAUGACUCUCUGCUCUGAGAGGCCUAACUGUGACCUACUCAUACUUUUCUCUUUACCCACACCACACACACACACACACACACACACACACACACACACACACACACACAAACACAAACACAAACACAAACACAUACUUAAAAUGCUGCUGGAAUUCAAUAUAGUCACUUAUUGCUCCUUCUGUACUUCUGAUUUGCUAAUUUGGUGGACUUUCUGUUUGGCUCUUUUUUGCUCAGAUGAAGUAGCAUUAACUAGCCAUUGAACUGCAGAGGGAAUCUUCAACAGACACUACUUCUUAAAUAACUCAGAAACUUGAAGUCUGCAUUUUUAAGUAAGAUCAAAAAGAGGUUAAAACCAAAAUUCAAAAUUCUGUUAACUGAUGGUCACUUAUGAGUAGCUCUUUUAGUACCCCAACCUUUCCAUUCUGUGUUUCCAUUUCUCAGAGGGUACAGUGAGUUUGAGUUGUGCUGUAGCAGAGGGCCAAUACUGUAAACUAUUCCUUUUUCCCCUCCCACUUUCCAUGCAGGUUGGAGGAUGAAUGUACUGACUGCCUAGGGUGAGGUGCAGAAUAAUCCAGGAGCUGUUAGAUGCUUGAGUUCCUGCACAGACAGACAUGUGUGUACACAUGUCGAGUGUAUAAGUAAUUGUGCAGCUGUCUUUUAAAAACCAGAGGGUCGAAAAGAAACUCAUCCAUGCCUGCUCUGCAAUAAAAUAUGAAAUGUGCUCUGAAAGCCCGAUUCAAUUGAAACCAAAUAGAAUACAUUCUCAUGAAAGGAAACAUAAACUUAAUGAUAAAUAUGAUUUACAGAUGUACAUGAGAAACAGUGUGCUCAUCAGAAUGAUUCUCUUAAGAGGUUAAAUACCGUCAAUUCCUCAAUGUCUUUGAACUGUUACAAUUAUUUCAAAGUUGAUUUGCUGUUACACGCAGUUUCAAUUGACAAAAGUCCCAUACAAAAAAAUAAUACAGAUUAGCACAGAAAAGCAGCAACUGUUCAGGUUAUCAUAAGAUGCUUAAAAUGUUGAAAAGAACUCCCCUGCCUCAUUUUCAGUCAGACAACACAUUAGUUAAUUUUUCACGUGAUAGUCCCUGGGCUACGCACAAUGUACAGAUCUCGAAAGGUCAAGUUGCGCUUUCCUCACAUGGAGAUCUUUCUUUUGUGCUAGAUUUCAGACGCAGUGCAAGGUGUAGAUAUCAAAUGCACCUUUAGUGUAUACUAUAAAAUUCCAAACUUUAAAUCACCAUAUGGGGUUUAAAAUGUGUUGUGUAUGAUUGAUAUAAACUUUUAGUAUUCCUGUGCCUUAGGCCAACGGAAAUGUUUUUAAAUAAAACGGCCUAUCUUAACAGUCAA